This is a messenger RNA of Microdochium trichocladiopsis, 738 nucleotides long. RefSeq lists its product as uncharacterized. The coding region runs from base 1 to 738 and encodes 245 amino acids. The record is from RefSeq and is a predicted model, not a curated record. The transcript is spliced from 2 exons. NCBI's taxonomy places the organism in Eukaryota, Fungi, Ascomycota, Sordariomycetes, Xylariales, Microdochiaceae.
AUGAAGGCCUCAUUCGCCCUGAUCACCGUCCUCGCCGGACUUGCACUCGCCACUCCCUCCAAUCCCGCUGCCCGCGCCGAAGCUGCCGCCGCCGCUGCCGCCGCAGAAUUCGCAGAGGUUGGGGCCCCGAACGCAGAGCAGGAGGCCGAGGUUACCGCCAACGUUGAAGCGCUCGCAGCGCUCGACCCUUCUUGCGUCAGCUGCGUUCGAAGGAACUGCUCAGCUUCGUGGGUCUGCCUGAGGGCCACUGCCGCACCGCUGGUCAUUGCGUGCCUGCUGGCAAGAAGAAAGUCGGCCAACGUCGGUAGACUAUCGAUCCUCGAGAUCUGCUAUCACCUCAAUAUCAACCCAGUUCCAGUAUUGAACAGCCCACUGUCGAGCGUUGUCGAUGUCAGAUACUCAGGGACAAUGAAUCUCAUCAACCAGUAUAAGAGCGAUACCAAUACCGUUUUUGACUUCCUCAGAACAGUUGGAGGCCUUGGCGAGAACACCAAGGUCCUAGACCACGUCCGCACUGCCGAGCAACACCCGGACAUUUCCCGAAAAGAAACAAACACAGUGCAGGGAAAAUCCGUGCUCUUUUUGGUGGUCAUGUUUGAUUCGUAUGUCAAUACAGAAAUCUACACGUCGUUGUCAAGCGGCGUCGAGGCAGCGAGGCUGGCUAACCCCGUGUUACCACAUCCGUCCACACCUUCUCAUACGCACACACGCACAUACAUCAUCCACGCAACUAUUUGA